AACCCUAAUUGCCUUUGUUGAUUCCAAGAUUAAACCAGACUUGAAGGACUUUCCAAACUGAAAGCAGACAUUUUGGAAUAUUAUCAGACACAAAAGGUUUUUUUUUUUAGAAAGAACUCCCCUCUUCUCGGUAGCCGUGGGAUAAAUUGGCAAGAGAAAAGAAAACAAAGGGGAUUCCACAAUGUCUUGUCACUUUUUAAAGGCUUGAUGUGAGGUUUUAGGCACAAUUUACAAUGUGUUUUGUAUGGGGCGGUAUUAAAUUAAAACUUGGGACUUGCCUUUGAGCAACUUGUAAUCCAUCUGCUCAGAGCCAUGGAAAAUUGCUGAAAUUGUCAACCUGUUCUCAGAAGCUCGUUCCCCGUCUUUGCUGUCUAGCAAAAGCAAACCUUGUCAUUUGUUGUGUCGUUGCUCCGUCUUACACUGUUGCCAAUGUUGCAGGACACGCUACCACAUCCCUGUCAGAGUCUGCAUGUGUUGUCACGGAGCAAGCCUCUCCAGCCAGCCUGAGUCAUUUCUGAUCCACUAGCUUUCAAAUAUACUUAAUAUACAUAUAUAAAUAUAUGCAUAUAUAAGAGGCUUGAGUCAACAUAAACUGACUAAACCCUUUUAACAUGAGCCUCAAAUGGAUACGAGCAUUUAGUGUCACACCUCAUUCAACGGCAGGUUAUAUUUCAUUCAAAAGCUGUAGCUUUUAGGCACAUCCAGACUGAACAUCCCCAGACACCAGCUUUCUUCAGGCCUCUGCCUUUCUCGCUGAUUCCUACUUUGAAGUUCUCUCCUCAUGAAGGCUUUGCUCUGUCAAGUGGGAUUUGCAUAUAUGAUGAGAAUAAUUGCCUGUCUGAAAUUUGAUGCUUCUUUUGGGGGAAAUAGGCACCCUUUCUUCUUUAGUGGGUGGUAAAAAGAAAAGACCAAAAAAAAAAAAAGAGCGUUGCUAAAAAUAUCAUACUAUCACCUUCUUAACCCAACGAUCCUCUCCUUCGGUGUCCCCUUUUUUUAGGUUCUCCCCUAUGGUUUUCCUCUACCUCAGUACUGUCAUCCCAUCCAUUUGGUUUCUGGAGCUGAGCCUAUUACAGUCCAAGUUGCCCCUCAACGCUUCCUCCAGCCAUGAGCUUCAUUUGCUGGCCCACAUCCCCAUCACAGUGGACAUUGAAGAACUUGGACCAGAGAACUGGGUGGCAGGACUGGAGCAGACCAUGCUUAUUGUACUGGUUCUGGGCCGCUGGCUGAUGCCCAAAGGGGACAUGUCACGGGACCAGCUCUCUCAGCUCCUCAUGGUAUAUGUUGGACUGGGUGCUGAUAUCCUAGACAUCUUUGAUACUUUCAAGGAACCUGAAGUCAAAGGCAACCGGGUGGUCGUCAUCGUAGGCCUUGCUCUCUUCUCUUGGGCGCUCAUGCAGUUUCCACUGGUUCUCACCCAGACGCGAAGCCUCUCAGGGUGACGUUCCUAGGAGCUGGAAUAGCCUCCCUUGCUGUCAUCAACCCUCAUCGUCAUUAUCCUUCUUGCUGCUUCAACGAAAUAUGGAGUUUGUUGCUUACUGUGGGGCUCCAAGAUGCACCGUUCCUGGUUUAUCGUCUAUACCUCAUGAUAGAAGAGCAAGUCCAGAACCAGCUGAUGAUUUUCUUCACCUGCAAGAACAUACUUAUUGUCCUUUUGGAGCUUUACAGAAUCUUUCGUGGUGCAGUUUGAACAGCAGGUACAGGAGUCAGUGCUGGAAAGAUGUGAGGCCCUGACAACCUAUUGUCAAACCCUUGGAGGCAGUGAGGUAGAGUUGGGUGAAGAAGGAAGGUGUAAAAUGGGGUGUAGUGAAGAUCAGAGCCAUUGUAUGGACAUAGAACUGGGAAUCGAAAGAGAGGAAGAUCAUAGCGUGUCUACGUAAAGAAAAAGCAGCAAGUGUCGCAAGACAUUACUUUGACCCCUUGGGAGACAGGAAUGGGGCUGCUUUCACUUGUCAAGACGAAAGCUGAAUGUGUCAACCAUCCCUUGCAUCUCAGCCUCAUUCGAAGACAGUCUCAGCUCUCAGGAGGUUCGGGAACAAGAUAUAGAACACAAAAGAAGAGUCUGUCCCCACAAAGGCAGAUCAGACAGGAUUUCUUGCUGCUCUCUUUGAUAAAACCAAAGAAAACUCUCAUACAAAAAAAAAGAUCAUGUCAACACUCUGACCCAAGAGAUGUUAGUUUCUCAUUCACAUAAAGCAGUUAGUAAUGACGACGGACAACAACACAGCAGUCCUCUGUUUUGCAUUCAACUUGUUUUAGCUGCAUUGGAAACAGAAAGAUUUGAUUAAGGUCUGUGUGAGCAUUCAUGAUGGCCUUCACUAUCAUAACAAAAAAAUCAGUAUGAGAGAUGAAACAUUUUCAAUUGUGUUUUUAAUUGUUAAUAAACAUUUUCUAAUAAAGGCAUUUUAAAAA
Messenger RNA from Xiphophorus hellerii (green swordtail), 2409 nucleotides. RefSeq names its product transmembrane protein 26. The coding region runs from base 1008 to 1439 and encodes 143 amino acids. Lineage: Eukaryota; Metazoa; Chordata; Actinopteri; Cyprinodontiformes; Poeciliidae. The record is from RefSeq and is a predicted model, not a curated record. The transcript is spliced from 2 exons.